This is a messenger RNA of Oldenlandia corymbosa var. corymbosa, 4182 nucleotides long. The record is from the annotation of a GenBank genome assembly. NCBI's taxonomy places the organism in Eukaryota, Viridiplantae, Streptophyta, Magnoliopsida, Gentianales, Rubiaceae.
GCCAACUCAUUUCCAUAUAGUACAAGAUAGUUUAAAUUAAUCAUGUAUAAUCCCACCGUUUUUUUUUUUAUUUUAAAUUUUAUUUUCAACACUUUUUUGUGUUUUUGUUUGACAACUUUCUCCAUCCCAUAUUCCCAUUUCCCCCAUUUCUAUUACACAUUCCCUCUAUUUUCUCUCUCACAUAGUCACACAGUGAGCACACAGAACACAAACUCAGAGCUGUAGCAGCAGACAGACAGCACAACUUCCCCCCCUCACUUCCCAUAUAUAAAAACCCUAAUACUCUUUCUUCCCUCCUCUUUUUUCCCCUUUUUCUCUUUCCCUCCACCACCACCACCAUUACGGCCACCGUCGCCGGCGACGAACCCCUGCUUGUCAAUGCCUAACUCGUAAUUCUACUUGCCCACUUGCUCCCACAUUCGUCUUGAAGCUUUUUUUUUUAUAAAUGGGUCUCACUCACUCCGUACGAACUACAUUCCUCCUCUUCUUCCUACUCUUACUCCGCCGCGGCUCCUCCGCCACUUCCGACGAGGAAAUUGACGCAUUGCUGGAGUUCAGGAAAGGGAUUAAAUCAGACCCAUUGGGGAGAAUUUUCGGCUCAUGGAAGAGGUCUUCGGCGGUUCCAGAUCCGUCCGUUGGCGGCUCCUCCUCCGGCAACGCCACUUGUCCUGCCUUCUUCGGAGUUUCUUGCGACCCGUUUUCCAACGCCGUGACCGCCAUUCAGCUCGACGGCCUCGGCCUCUCCGGCGAGCUCAAGUUCGGUACACUUCUGCCGCUUAAGUACUUGCUCAACCUCACUCUUUCUGACAACUCCUUCACUGGCCGACUUGUUCCUUCACUGGGAGCUAUGACUUCUCUCCAACGGUUAGAUCUCUCCAAUAAUCAGUUCUACGGGCCAAUUCCGGACCGAAUUAACGAUCUCUGGGGGUUGAAUUAUCUCAAUUUGUCAAGGAAUAAUUUUACUGGAUGGUACCCAGGCAUUACUUAUAAUUUGAAUCAGCUGAAAGUUCUUGAUUUGCAUGGGAAUUCUCUCAAUGGGGAUAUUCAGGUGUUUCUUUCAGUGCUCAGGAAUGUGGAGCAUGUUGAUUUGAGUGGUAAUUUGUUCGCUGGGUCACUGACGUUGAGUGCGGACAACGUGUCUGCCUUGGCUAACACGGCGGAGUAUCUUAAUUUAAGCGGAAAUAAAUUGGUAGGUGGGUUUUUUGGAGCAGAUGCAAUGAUGCUAUUCAGGAAUUUAAGGGUUUUAGACCUGGGAGACAAUGAAAUUGAUGGGGAACUUCCAUCUGUGGGUGCAUUGCCUCGGCUUCAAGUUUUCAAAUUGGGAGGUAAUCAGUUUCAAGGACAGAUACCCGUGGAAUUCUUACAGGGGCAAGUCCCUUUGGAGGAAUUGGAUCUUAGUGGCAAUCAAUUUUCUGGUUCUAUUCCAGAAAUAAACUCAACAACAUUGACUACUUUGAAUCUUUCAUCAAAUUUAUUCUCUGGUUCACUUCCACCUUCUUUUGGAGAUUGUCAUGUGGUUGACUUAAGUAGAAACAUGCUAUCUGGUGACAUCGAAGCAAUGAAGAAUUGGGGAGACAAACUGGAAAUUUUGGAUUUGAGUUCGAAUUCUCUUAGUGGAAGUAUUCCCAACGUGACACAGUUUCAGGGAUUGACAUUGCUAAAUGUUAGAAACAAUUCUUUAGCAGGAAAUGUUCCCGAAGUACUUGGAAACUAUCCCAAACUCACUACCCUUGAUCUUAGUUCUAAUGACUUUGGUGGGCAGAUUCCUGGAUCUCUCUUUACUUCUAAGUCCUUGGUGAGCUUGAAUUUGUCUAGAAAUCAUUUGAAUGGAACAAUUCCAAUUGAUGGUUCUCGUGCGAGUGAAUUAUUGGUACUUUCUCCUUAUCCUCCAUUGGAGUCCCUUGAUCUUUCAGAUAAUUAUUUGACGGGAAACCUACCGUCUGAUGUUGGUAACCUCGGGAGACUUAAACUACUCAACCUUGCAAGGAAUCAAUUAUCUGGAAAGCUGCCCGAUGAAUUGGAUAAACUCAGUGGGCUGGAGUACCUUGAUCUUUCCAAUAACAAUCUCAAGGGUAAUAUUCCAAAUAAGCUUUCAUCCAGUCUUCAAGUAUUCAACGUGUCCAACAAUGCUCUAGAAGGCUCAGUACCAGACAAUUUGAAGCAUUUUCCAUAUUCGUCGUUCCAUCCUGGAAACGACUUGCUAUCUGGCGCCCCAGGAGCAUCAUCUCAGAAUCCUCAUGUCCCCAAUGGCAUCAAUGGUGGAGGACGUCACAGCUCAAAGUCUAAUGUAAAAAUAGCUAUUAUUGUUUCCUCAACUGUAGCUGCUGUCAUGAUUGCUUGCGUGUUACUGGCAUAUUACCGAGCUCGCAACUUCCACUCCCAAAGUGGAUUUAGUAGCCAAGCUGCUGGCCGGGAUGUUAGGCUGGGAAGAUUCUCACGACCGUCACUUUUCAAAUUCCAUGCACAGGAGCCCCCUCCAACAAAUUUAAGCUUUUCUCAUGAUCACUUGCUCCCUUCAAACUCAAAAUCCUUAUCAGGCCCUUUUGACUCAGGUACUGAAAUUGUGGAGCAUGGUUUGGCUGAGGGGUUGGCUUCUAUGAAUACCAACAUUCGGGAUACUCAUACUGUAGUAUCUGAUAGGAAGUCUCCUCCAGGUUCCCCAAUAGCUUCCUCACCCCGCUUUAUUGACACAUUGGAGCAACCUGUCACACUGGAUGUGUAUUCCCCUGAUCGAUUAGCAGGAGAACUGUUUUUUCUUGAUGCUUCCAUUACAUUCACAGCUGAGGAGUUGUCUCGGGCUCCUGCAGAGGUUCUUGGUAGAAGCAGCCAUGGCACACUAUAUAAAGCUACGCUCGCCAAUGGUCAUAUGCUGACAGUAAAAUGGUUGCGAGUAGGAUUGGUCAAAAAUAAGAAAGAUUUUGCAAAAGAGGUUAAAAAGAUUGGGUCGUUGAAGCAUCCGAAUGUUGUUUCUUUGAGAGCUUAUUACUGGGGGCCUAGGGAACAGGAGAGACUUGUCUUAGCAGAUUACAUACAUGGAGAUAGCUUAGCGCUACAUCUUUAUGAAACAACACCUAGGAGGUAUUCUCCGCUAUCAUUCAGUCAGCGGGUGAAGGUUGCUGUUGAUGUUGCAAGAUGUCUGAUGUAUCUUCAUGACAGAGGAAUGCCUCAUGGAAACUUGAAGCCAACGAAUGUUAUUUUGGAAGGCUCUAACUAUGAUGCUCGCCUGACAGAUUAUUGUCUUCACCGCCUGAUGACUCCAGCAGGUAUUGCUGAGCAGAUACUGAACCUAGGGGCCCUGGGAUAUCGUGCCCCAGAGCUUGCGAGUGCAUCAAAGCCUAUACCUUCAUUUAAGGCUGAUGUUUAUGCGCUCGGUGUGAUUCUCAUGGAAUUGUUGACGAGAAGAAGUGCUGGUGACAUCAUAUCAGGUCAAUCAGGAGCAGUUGAUCUAACAGACUGGGUUCGACUUUGUGACCAAGAAGGUCGAGGAAUGGACUGUAUUGAUAAAGACAUUGCUGCAGGAGAAGAGCAUUCAAAAGCAAUGGACGAUCUGCUCGCCAUAUCAUUAAGAUGCAUCCUUCCUGUAAAUGAAAGACCCAAUAUCAGACAAGUUUUCGAUGACCUCUGUUCCAUCUCUCUGUGAAGUUUGUACAUCUGUCGGAGUUAGAUCUUUCCCUUUGACCUGAUUGUUUAUUGUUUCUUCUCUUUUUUCUUUUUUCUUCUUCUUUUGCCUCCCUGAUUGAUUUAAUUGCCUGUGAAUCUGGGCAAUUUUUAGCUCCUGCCUCCUCCCUUCCCUGCAAUUUUUGUGUAAAGGGAUGAUUGGUCCAUUGAUUGAUUGAUCAUAUUCUUUAGUUUGAUUGUGAAUCCAUUGGAAGCUAUUUUUGUCAUCAUUUCUACUGACAAAUUAUAGCUCAACCUUUUGUAGGUUACUCACAGUGAAUAGUGAAAGUUUCAUGUCUUCUUCCUGCAAGUGAUCUGUUCCCCCUUUGAUGUGAAUUCUUCCUUUUUAACCAUUUUCGGGAAAUGCCAUCCUUUUAACCUUGUUUUCUAAGCGCAUUAUUCUUCCCUUUUUCUUUCAUUAAUUAAUUAAUCAAUUUGCAUUAAUGCCAAAUUUUCUUCAUUUACAGAUAUAUUAGUUUAUCCAUUGAUUAUUGAGUUAUUAAUUAUUUUAAAGAAUUGUUUUUU